Molecule: messenger RNA, 1400 nt
Organism: Caenorhabditis auriculariae
Lineage: Eukaryota; Metazoa; Nematoda; Chromadorea; Rhabditida; Rhabditidae
Source: the annotation of a GenBank genome assembly
AUGUGGAACUCACCAAAGUCUCAAGUGAUUCAUGUUUUCCAAAUUGGAAUCGGUCUCGUCAUUGGUUCUUGUUUAGUACCCCGACAGUUUUUCUGGAAGAAGCAGGAUAAAGGGUUUUUUUUAUUCAAGUUUCUUUGAACUUUAAAUUUCUUUCAGAUACUACAUCCAGUUCGAAGACAAAGUCUUUCGAGCUCAUUUCUUUUUAUUCGCCUACCUGGUUGAAACUAUUUUUGUUGUCGCUAUCAUCAUUAUCAACUUGACAAUGCUUCUGAUGUUCAAGAGGAAAUAUCGAUUAGUGAGUUUUUUUUUUGAAUUAAUGUGAAUCUCAAAGAGAAUUAGAGUUUGGUUUCUACAGAACACUCUAUACCUUCUGAGUCUCAUUGAUGGAAGUUUUUCAGUCAUCUCAAGUGCAACGGGUGACGUCAUCGUCUCAAAACUCACAGUUCAAUCAGAAGAUACUUACUGAAAAACAACGACAGGAGAAUAACUUAACCUUCGUUUCUUCGGCAACUUGUGCCAUUGAACUCAUAUAUUAUAUGUACAUAGUUUACGCGUUUGGAAUCAACACUCAAGUUAAUACCAGGGUAACUUUUCUGUUCAAUAUUUAACACUUUAUCUAAUUCAAGGUGUUCUACUUGUUUUACAACUCUAUAAACGAUGUCUACAGUGGGAUGUCCGCAUGGCUGAUUUUGUGUUACUCGAAGCCUAUGAGAUUGCACAUCAACGCCUUAUUGAGGUUAGUUCUGAAAAAAAUGUUCAAAUCUCAUGAAAAACUGCUCAAAAAUGAAAAAAACUUGAGUCAAAAAAAUAAGCCAAAGGCACAAAAAAACACUGAAAUUAAAUUACUUAAUUUUUCUAAGAUGUUUUUUUAAUUUUUCGAUCAGUUCGAUGUGGUUCAAGCACUUAUUUUUUUCUAAGUGAUUUUUUUGUGAAAAGUUAUUAUAAUUUUAUGAGCCCUACCAAAAAGAGCAUAUUUUACAGUAAAAAAAAUUACAGAAUCCUGUUUUUCAAUUUUCAUUUUUAAGUUUCCAAUGAACUAUACCUUCAUGUUAAGCCAUUUUUUGCUCCAUUUAUUAUGAAGUUUUUCGAAAAUUACGCAAAAACAAGCUUGCUCCAAAUUGAAUAAAAUGCGCAAAAAUAACAACACAGCUGUCAAGAAAAAAAUGACUGCAGAAAAAAACUAUACUGAUUCUUUAAAUAAACUCUCCCAUUUUUGGAGUAAAAAUUUUUUCAUUAUAGUUUUUUUCAGAUGCUUCCAACUGAGAAGUAUCAAGAAUAAUCAGAACAACACGGUCGUGAAAGGAAUUUCGUCGGCGACGCAUCUCACAGUUCCGGCGAAACCAUUUGUGAUGAGCCGAAGAUACACGACACCUCUUUCUGCCGCCCAAACUCCUUUUUGA